Lobosporangium transversale is the source of this 843-nucleotide messenger RNA. RefSeq lists its product as hypothetical. NCBI's taxonomy places the organism in Eukaryota, Fungi, Mortierellomycota, Mortierellomycetes, Mortierellales, Mortierellaceae. Gene Ontology annotation, molecular function: RNA binding. The record is from RefSeq and is a predicted model, not a curated record. The transcript has 8 exons. The coding region runs from base 1 to 729 and encodes 242 amino acids.
AUGCCUCGCAAUAACGAUUCAGUCUCGCUCUAUGUGAGCGGCUUCAGAGACAGCACUCGUCCUAGUGAUCUGGCUUCAAUCUUUGAGCCUCACGGGCGUAUCUUGGAUGUUUAUAUUCCCAAAGACUAUUACACCCGUGCACCUCGAGGUUUUGCUUAUAUCCAGUAUGAGGACGAGGAAGUUGCCCGUCGUGUUUAUGAGUCGAACGAAGAGUUCAUUCUGGAUGGCCGUAAACUUGAUAUUCAAUACGCUCAGGGACGCCGCAAGAGUCCUCACCAAAUGAUGAGACGGGAUGGAAGCCGUCGUCGCUCCCGUUCUCGUGAUCGUUUCUACCGUCCUAGCUCUCGUUGUUACUCACGCUCGCGAUCUCGAUCCAGAGACCGUCGCCGCUACUCGCGAGACUCACGUUCAAGAUCGUCCCGUUAUCGCUCUCCUUCCCCACGUCGUCGUUCGCCUUCACCUAGGCAUAGCUCACCUCACUCGCCUAGACGUCGCUCGUCUUAUUCGCCUAGACGUCGCUCGCCUUAUUCGCCCAAAAGUAACUCGCCUUCCUCACCUAGAAGUCGCCCGUCGUCACCUCGUGAUCGUACUCCUCCCCCUGAUGACAGAAAAGGAGUGGUUACUGAGGACCGCUCGCCACUGAAGAUGACUGAUUAUGUGGACUAUUCUCCCCAUCGAGGAGGUGGCAACAGACCAUACACACCAAGUCCUGAGAGGGCAGGCUAUUAAACUAUUUCUUUUGCAUUUUUUUUUCUUUUCAGCUCAGUAAAAUAUGGUAUGGCAUGAUAUGCCAAAUCUAAUAAAACAAGAUGCUUGGUAUACAAAUUUAUUUGCAUUAAUUGC